UCCCUUUCACUUUAUCCCCUGCUUCCCACCUGCCUUCAUCUCCCACUUCCUCCUUCCAUCCUCUCUCCCUCCUCUUCCCCUACUUUCUUGUUUCUCCUCUAUCGCCUCCCCCUCCUUUCCUUCCUUCCCGGUUCCUCUGCCCCGCUCCUCUUCCCUCUUCUCCAAGAGCUGGAAACUUCAGUUUCCACUCCAUUUAUAAACAAUAAGCAGGCUGGAGAAAUGGCUCACUGUUGAGAGCCCGCUGCGCCUGCAGAGGACCCGAGCUGCAGUCUCAACACCCACAUGAUGAUUCACAAUCACCUACAGCUGCAACUCCAGGAUAUAGCGCCCCCUUCUGGCCUCAGAGGACACUGCACUCACAUGCACACACAUAGACACACCACAAGUGAGGCCCUGGCCACCCAAAUCUGGUCCCUGAGACUCACAGGCAAGUGGAAGGAGGGAAUGGAGCCCACAACAUAGUCAUCUGACCUCCACACACGCACACCCAAAUAAUACAUUUUAAAGAUUUGAUUUGUUGUGUGUAUCUGAUCUGUGUGUGAGACAGCCAGAGGCCUCAAAUCCCCUGGAGCUGCAGUGGCUGUGAGCCACCUAACCUGGUGCUGGGAACUAAACCCAGGUCCUCUGUGAGAGCACUAUGUUUUCUUUUUUUGUCGACUUUGUUUGUUUUUUGAGACAAGGUUUUCUGUAGCUUUGGUGCCUGUCCUGGAACUCACACUGUAGACCAGGCUGGCCUUGAACUCACAGACAUACCCCCCCCCCUGUCUCUGCCCAGUUUGAGAGCAAUAGGCACUCUUACUGGCUUGAACCAUCUCUCCAGCUCCAAUUAAAACACACACACCCUGGGUUGUGGUGGUAUACACCUUUAAUCCCAGCUCUCCAAGGGCAGAGGCAGGCGCACCUCUGAGUUCCAGUCCAGCCUGGUCUAUGAAUAGAGUUCCAGGAUAACCAGGACUGUUACACAGAGAAACCCUGUCUCUUUUUAAACCUGGGUGAGGUGGCACACGCCUGUCAUCUCAGCACUUGGACUGGUAAAGACCGAAGAUCAGGAGUGCGGAGUUAUUGCUGGCUGCAUAGCAAGUUUUGAGGUUAGCCUGAACUACAUGAGACCCUGUCUCACUGAUCCCCACCCUCCAAAAAAAUUAAUAUUUCAAGUGGUGGUGAGACACACCUUUAAUCUCAGCACUUGGGAGGCAGAGACAGGGAGAUGUCUGAGUUCAAGGCCAGUCUGGUGUACAAAGCAAGUUCCAGAACAGCCAGGGCUAUACAGAGAAAUGCUGUCUCAGAAAAGAAGAUUUGUUGUCCGCAGAUUUGGCAGCCCAGAGCUCGUUCACUGGGCUACACAGCUACCCCUGAUUAACUCCAGAACUCUCUGUCUGUCAUGUGGAAGCUCUCCUCAACACUAACUCCAUUCUGCUUCCUGCCUUGGGAGGUGGAGGCAAGAGGAUCCGUAUUCAAGGUCAUCCUCAGCUACUUGGUUCUGGACACAGGAGAGCGGCUUAUGGUCCCUGUGGAUGUCUUGGAAGAGGAGAACAAGGGGGCCCUGUGGAAGUUUCUGCUCUCAGGAGCCAUGGCUGGGGCAGUGUCUCGCACAGGGACGGCCCCCCUGGACAGAGCCAGAGUAUACAUGCAGGUGUACUCCUCCAAAAGUAACUUCAGGCACCUGCUGAGUGGCCUGCGGAGCCUGAUCCAGGAGGGAGGUGUCCGCUCGCUCUGGAGGGGCAAUGGCAUCAACGUGCUCAAGAUCGCCCCGGAAUAUGCCAUCAAGUUCUCUGUGUUUGAGCAGUGUAAGAAUUUCUUCUGCAGUGUGCAGGACUACCCGCCCUUCCAGGAGCGGGUGAUGGCGGGAUCCCUGGCUGUGGCCAUCUCCCAGACUCUCAUCAACCCCAUGGAGGUACUCAAGACUCGGCUGACCCUUCGCCUUACUGGCCAGUAUAAAGGACUUCUGGACUGCGCCAGGCAGAUCUUAGAACGGGAUGGCACCCAAGCACUGUACCGAGGCUAUCUGCCCAACAUGCUGGGCAUCGUACCCUAUGCUUGCACUGAUCUGGCUGUCUAUGAGCUACUCCGGUGUUUGUGGCAGAAGUCGGGCAGGGACAUGACAGACCCCAGUGGCCUGGUCAGUCUGUCAUCUGUAACACUGUCCUCGACCUGUGGCCAGAUGGCCAGUUACCCGCUGACUUUGGUGCGCACACGGAUGCAGGCACAAGACACUGUGGAGGGCUCCAACCCCACCAUGCUGGGAGUCUUCCGGCGAAUACUGAGUCAACAGGGCUGGCCUGGGCUGUACAGGGGCAUGACACCCACAUUACUGAAGGUGUUACCAGCAGGCGGUAUCAGCUACGUGGUGUACGAAGCCAUGAAGAAAACCCUGGGUGUACAAGUCCUGAGCAGAUGACAUGCCCCGAACAGAAAGAGAAUGGAAUUCCCAGUGUUUCUGGGUCUCAGAAAGCCCACUAAGGCUCAGGCUUUAGGGCCAUUUUGGUUUGCAAAAACCAUCCAGGACUAGGGUUAGAAGUGCUGGGAUUCCCUCCUGCAGGAUACAGUCUGAGUUGAUUUGACAUUCCAGCCUGCUUUGUUGCAGGCUCGUCCAACAGAAGGUGUGGACAAAGAAUAAAGAUAGUUUUGGCUGUCUCUGUCUGGGAUUAGCUGGUUCAGGGUGGGGAAUCUGAGUAUGGGGGCGUAUGCCAGUGUAGAGAGCUUGUCCAAAAAAGUCCUGGAUUCAACCCCCACCCUGAGGGCCUGGGAAACAAGGGACUUAAAAGUCCCGGUAGGGACCUGAGAUUUUUGGAUCCAGGGUGUUAGCUGGGGUUUUUAGACCCCCUGUAAGAGAGAUCCUGUCCAGGGUGGGUCCUGGGUUGGGACCUGGGUCCAGUUUAGAAACAGGUUUGCAAUAAGUUUGAGGAGUUGGUGGCCUUGAGUACUGGAAGAAAUAAAGGUUCUGGGUCUCGGAAUGAGAGGGAAGACCGGGGACACCCCUGGGUUCUUCACCAAACCUCGGGCCGCCCACAUCCCCAUAAACAGAUCCCCCAGGCUUCGAGCAGGCCACGUGCAAGUGCUCCCAGAGACAGGCUGCUGGCGCGCUGAUCUAGAGGUCAGGCCGUAGUUCCGGCGGCAGGGCACCACCGCCCACGUCCGCUGCCAUUCACUCGGGCUCCCGCUAAUCCGCUCUCGCCGUCUGGUAACGGGUUCCACCCAAUGCAGGUGCGCGCCCAUCAAAACAGGGCGCUUUUACUUCCGUCGCUGCUACUCGUUCAGGGAGAUGUCAGUCAUCGAACGCUUGCUCCUGUCGCUCAGCCAUUGGCUCCGAAGUCGAGGGACAUGGAGUCUAAGCAAAGCCGUCAAGUCCAAAUCCAAGCACAUCACCCCAAAGCGCUUCAGAGACUGGGUUAAGGGACUGCCGGUCUCGACAAGCACCGCCUCCCGCGUGCACUCACUGGCUGGCAUUCACAACUAUCUCCCCGCGGGCCCGCCCGCUCUGCCAGGAGCGCUUUCGCUAAGCCCCGCCGUCAGGCCCACGUGACUGGACAGCGCCAUCGCUCUCAUUCUGGAGCCGCCCAGCGAAUCUGGAGCUCACGCUUCAUUGGCCUCCUGUCUUCUCGCGUGACUUCGAACUGCCCGCCCUGCUCCGGCAGCCCACGGUUUAUUGACUCCUAUAGACGUCAGUCACUCCGUACCUCCCGCCCCCUGAGC
Alexandromys fortis (reed vole) is the source of this 3693-nucleotide messenger RNA. Its product is annotated as calcium-independent mitochondrial carrier protein SCaMC-3L. The transcript is spliced from 7 exons. Gene Ontology annotation, molecular function: calcium ion binding; ATP transmembrane transporter activity. Lineage: Eukaryota; Metazoa; Chordata; Mammalia; Rodentia; Cricetidae. The record is from RefSeq and is a predicted model, not a curated record. Gene Ontology annotation, biological process: ATP transport; transmembrane transport; ADP transport. Bases 1382 to 2398 code for a protein of 338 amino acids.